Messenger RNA from Trichoderma asperellum CBS 433.97, 1388 nucleotides. RefSeq lists its product as uncharacterized. The record is from RefSeq and is a predicted model, not a curated record. NCBI's taxonomy places the organism in Eukaryota, Fungi, Ascomycota, Sordariomycetes, Hypocreales, Hypocreaceae. Gene Ontology annotation, molecular function: oxidoreductase activity.
UCGUGCUAUAUCGCAGCCAUUCUACUAUAUUACCACUUGGUAUUUUCGUCGCUCCAGGUGGAUUCUGUUACCUGGGAUUAUCACAUUCAACCACCAUGACAUCGCAAUUCAAAGAUGAGAAAAAUAUUCCUGUUUCUAAGCAGGAAUUUCCGGGCAAGGACAAAGAUAUGCCCGAACCUACACCCGUUCGCGAGGAGCUGCCCGAUGCCGGUGGAACAAGCACAACUUACAAGGCAGCAAAUAAGCUCCAAGGCAAAAGAGCGCUCAUAACUGGCGGUGAUAGCGGCAUAGGAGCAGCUACUGCAGUGUUAUUUGCGAAGGAAGGCGCCAUAUCAACGAUUGUUUAUCUGCCUGAAGAAGAGCCAGAUGCGCAAGAUACUAAGAAACAGGUUGAGGCUCUUGGGGGAACCUGUUAUUUAUUCGCCACAGAUCUUGUCAAAAAAGAGAAUUGCCAAGACGCAGUUAAUUUCUCCAUGAAGAAAAUGGGUGGAAUUGAUAUUCUCUUCAAUAAUGCGGCAUAUCAAAUGAUGGUUGAGGAUAUACUCGAUCUGCCAGACGAACAGUGGAUUCAUACUUUCAACAUCAACAUGCACUCGUAUUUUUUCAUGGCAAAAUAUUCUCUCAAGCACAUGAAGCGCGGGGAUGUUAUUAUCAACAACGCUUCUAUAAAUGCAUACAUCGGCCGGCCAGACUUACUAGAUUACACCUCUACUAAAGGAGGGAUAAUUUCCUUCACAAGAGGGCUGAGUAAUCAGUACAUCUCAAAAGGGAUCAGAGUUAACGCUGUCGCACCAGGGCCAGUGUGGACUCCAUUGAUUCCUGCAACGAUGAAUGAAAAGGCACAAAAAGAAUUCACCAGCCCUAUGGGCCGACCAGCCCAGCCCUCUGAAAUCGCGAGCUGCGUCGUCUUUCUCGCUUCAAUGGACAGCUCUUGUGUCAGCGGACAGACCUUGCACUGCAACGGAGGAGUUGUGGUGAAUGGCUGAACAGGAAACAUUACCAGUUUAGGGGGGAGGUUCGGCUUAAAUCUAAACAUUGACCUCUGCUGUUCGUCGCCUUAAAGGGAAAAUCCUGUUUUAUUUCCCUCGCACGCUGGCCGAAUUAUCACUGAUUUGAUAAUCAUUGAGAUCUGGGUCGUCAGUCUACCCAAGAAAGCUGUAGAAAGCUGUGAGAAGAGGGGAUUUUUUGACUUAAUAGCAAUUUGCAAUUCCAUGACAGGUCGAGUUUAGAGGUUGUUGACACUAAGUUCAAAUUAUUAAAACACACAGCGAUUAUGAACAAUUGGAGAUGGUCUAAAACCUGGCAGUAUUGUGUCUGGUAGGACUCUUCGAACAUGUUUGAGCGAGUCACAUCUAUCAAUAUAAAACUAACAAGCAAUUCAGAGCCAU